Mercurialis annua (annual mercury) is the source of this 1422-nucleotide messenger RNA. RefSeq names its product TATA-box-binding protein 2. The record is from RefSeq and is a predicted model, not a curated record. Gene Ontology annotation, molecular function: DNA binding; RNA polymerase II general transcription initiation factor activity. Gene Ontology annotation, biological process: DNA-templated transcription initiation. Bases 417 to 1025 code for a protein of 202 amino acids. The transcript has 9 exons. Lineage: Eukaryota; Viridiplantae; Streptophyta; Magnoliopsida; Malpighiales; Euphorbiaceae.
GCCCUUCUCAACGCGCUUCUCUCUCCUCUUCUUAAUUCUCUCUCCUCUUUCAGAAUCUGAGCAACCGCACCCCCAAACGCUAAAUAUUGUCUCCCCCUUAACCCAAAACUAUAAAAUCAAUCUCAAAAUUAAAAAAUUUCCCCCAAAUUUCCUCUUCCCCCUCAAUAAAUUAAUUUUUUUCUUACAAUUUUUGGGUUUUAAUCUCUAGAUCAGUCAAAGUUCGAGACUUUUAUUUUGUACAGAUCUGGGUUUUUUUGAUCAAUUUUUUUUCUAUAAAUCCAAAUCAAUUUUUUUAAAACAUCUUAUCAUUAAUUGAAUUAGGUAAAAUAAAACCCCAAUCGUUUUUUAAAAAAAAAAAAUUAGUAUUGCGAUUUGAGGUUAGAUUAGGGUUGGUAAAAAAAAAGAGUAAAAUUUUAAUGGCAGAACAGUUGGGAGGGUUAGAAGGCAGCCAACCAGUGGAUGUUUCUAAGCACCCUUCUGGGAUUGUUCCUACUCUUCAGAAUAUUGUGUCAACGGUGAACUUAGACUGUAAGUUGGAUCUUAAGCAAAUCGCGUUGCAAGCUCGAAAUGCUGAAUAUAACCCCAAGCGUUUUGCUGCCGUUAUUAUGAGAAUCAGGGAGCCGAAAACUACCGCGUUGAUUUUUGCUUCCGGAAAGAUGGUGUGCACUGGUGCUAAAAGUGAACAACAGUCUAAAUUGGCCGCAAGAAAGUAUGCUCGCAUUAUUCAAAAGCUUGGGUUUCAAGCCAAGUUUAAGGAUUUCAAGAUCCAGAAUAUAGUUGGUUCCUGUGACGUUAAAUUCCCAAUCAGACUUGAGGGCCUGGCCUAUUCUCAUGGUGCUUUCUCAAGUUAUGAACCCGAGCUCUUUCCAGGCUUGAUUUAUAGGAUGAAACAACCGAAAAUAGUGCUCCUCAUUUUUGUCUCUGGAAAAAUUGUCAUAACAGGAGCAAAGGUGAGAGAGGAAACGUAUACAGCGUUUGAGAAUAUAUUUCCUGUCCUUAGUGAAUUCCGGAAGGUUCAACAAUGAUAUAUGUUUGAGAUGGGGGGGGGGGGGUGUUUAAGGGCUGUCGUGGAUGUGGCUGUUUCGGUGGAUGGUUUCAAGUGUGCUGUAAGGAGAUUAGUCGGCUAGCUGCCAGUUAUCGAACCCUUACCCUGUGGAUAAUUUUCUUCUUCUCAAUGCGGAUGCAGUAACAGGGUCAAUCAGCUCUAAUUGUAAAUACUCAUUUCAGUGGAACUGAGUUAGGGGUGGUGGAGGUGGUUGAAGUUGGCAGAGGACAUGUUCAUGUUUCAACUUUGUUAACAUCAGAAGAAGGCCUAAUAAUCUAGACAAUCACAUAAACUCCACGAAAUGCCUGUUGUUUUUAUUAAUUAUAAACUAAAAAAAUUAGUUCUGUUAAUUGUAAUUUUGAUUUCCUUGAACUCAA